AUGCAUGGAAAUGUUAUGGAUGCAAUGGCACAAGCUAUUGAACAAUCACAUACAAUUAUUAUUUGUAUGAGUGAACAUUAUCGUAAAAGUAAUUAUUGUCGAGCUGAAGCACAAUAUGCAUUUCGGUGUCAACGGAGAACAAAUGGGUUAUUCUUUCGAGAGUGUACCACAAUUACAUCAACUUAAUGCGAAUCGAAUAAAACUUUCAGAGUUUGUAGAACUUGUACCUUUAAGCAUAGCUGUGAGUUCAAAAAAUUUUUAAAAUCUUGCGAAGGGGUCCGAAGAGGAAGACCAAUUUGGGGUCUCCCAGCAAAACAGGACCUUAUCUAGUUUCUCUAUUGUAAAUGAUAGAAGUCUGAAAAUUUCACCAUAUAUACAACUUGUUGAGGUGGUCAUUUUUUGUAGCGGACGUUUUUUUCCUCCGAGUUCCGUUUUUGGGAAAAGGCUAAAGAAAAUGCUAAUUUUUGACAUUUUUUGGGCUCAAAUAUUUCUAUGAAGCUCGAACGGACUUUUAACUUUUAUUAGUGGUUUCAAAUCGUCAAACUGUCCUCUAUCCAUCGCCGAAACUCGCAGUUCUGUAGCUUGUCCCUAGAGCGAGUGGCAAAUGCAUCUUUGGGACCUACUUUCGAAUUUUUCCUAAUUUUGUGCCCCCCUUUGGCAAAACUACGGGAUUGCCAAGAUCUGUCCUAUAGUAGAAUAUCAUCAGCAUAUUUAGGUCUAUCAUUUCUGAAAAUUUCGUCUUUGGCCAAUGUGUUUUACACAAAAUCAAUUUUGACGGUUUUCUGAAGAGAAGCCUGCUAGAAACCCCAUACAAAAACCGUCAAAAUCCAUUUUGUGUAAAACACAUUGGCCAAAGACGAAAUUUUCAGAAAUGAUAGACCUAAAUAUGCUGAUGAUGUUCUACUAUAGGACAGGUCUUGGCAAUCCCGUAGUUUUGCCAAAGGGGGGCACAAAAUUAGGAAAAAUUCGAAAGUAGGUCCCAAAGAUGCAUUUGCCACUCGCUCUAGGAACAAGCUACAGAACUGCGAGUUUCGGUGUUGGAUAGAGGACAGUUUGACGAUUUGAGACCACUAAUAAAAGUUAAUUGUCCGUUCGAGCUUCAUAGAAAUAUUCGAGCCCAAAAAAUGUCAAAAAUUAGCAUUUUUUAUAGCCUUUUCCCAAAACACAGAACACGGGGGAAAAAAG
This is a messenger RNA of Rotaria sordida, 1185 nucleotides long. NCBI's taxonomy places the organism in Eukaryota, Metazoa, Rotifera, Eurotatoria, Philodinida, Philodinidae. The record is from the annotation of a GenBank genome assembly.